Molecule: messenger RNA, 4969 nt
Organism: Paramuricea clavata
Lineage: Eukaryota; Metazoa; Cnidaria; Anthozoa; Malacalcyonacea; Plexauridae
Source: the annotation of a GenBank genome assembly
GAAGCUUUUCAAUUCCUAUCAAAGCAACGUAGACUUGAUCAACAGGAGUUGGAGGAAGUCAAAACGAUAUUAAGCACAAGGCCAAACAAGAAAAUCCUUCAAGACCAUAUCCGCCAAAAGACUGGAAAGUUGGUGACACUUAGAGAUAUUGCAAAUCAAGAUGUAAAAAUAAAAUCUACUGGAACCAACUUAGAAGAGAUUUUUGGUGACAUAUCAGGGACAGGUAACAAUAUCAAAUCAUCAGUAAAACUGCAAAGCGAUCAAGCCUGGGAAAUAAUCAGAGCUGUCGCUAGGUGACACUCCCUGAAAAUUAUUUGUGAAAAUGAAGGAUUUUGUUGGUAAAUAGAGAAUUGUAAAUGGAAAAUUUCUGGUAGGUAGUUAAUGAAAUGAAGGUUAAUUUAUCGUGACCUGCAAAAUUCCACCCCAAAAAAUACAAAUGUACAUAGCAUUGUGCAUUUAAGGGUCUUUUCUUUGGGAGGGGGGAGGUGUUGGUAACUGAAAAUUUUGUAGACAAUUGGGGGGGAGGGGGGGGUCACCAACACCCCCUAACCAUGUCUCUUAACAACGGCCAUGGAAAUAGCGACCUGCCUGUCAAAAAGAAUUUGUGUACAAUAAGAUAGUGAAUAAUAAAAAUAGCAUAAUGAUGCCUGUAAAAGUAAAUUACUUGUAAAUGACUGCAGGGAUAUUGGAAGCACUAGCCUGCGUAGCCAGGGCCGCCGAGAGGGGGGGGGGCAGGGGGGCAAAUUGCCCCGGGCCCCGAGGUGCUGGGGGCCCCUGAUAAUUUUUUGUUGGGCCCCAGUCUUUUUUGUGUGUUAAAUAUUUGCGCGCGCAAAGGACAAGAUAUCUGUUUUAUUUGGCUAAGUACCAAAUAAGGCAUAGAAAAAUGAGAUAAAGUCCCUGGAAAGUAUCUGCAACGUACGCAUCCCCGGGCACCCGCCAACCUCUCUGUGGCCCUGUGCGUAGCAGGCGGUAGAAGCUAGAAAUACCGCCUGGCCAACAACUACACAUUCUGAGUUCUGCCCACCGAACGCAUGGUCCCGCCCAUCUUAAUGUAUUUAUUUUAAUUAUUUGUCAAACUCACAAAUAUACGGCUUUGACAUUUCAUAUCUUCGGUUCAUUCAAUGCUAUUAAGACAAAAAUACCACGUUGGAUUCACGGUAACAAUAUGUCCUCAUUCAUAGCAAUAGUUUUAGUCGAUGUCAACAUUAUAGCGAUUUAUGAGCUUUGAAAGUCAAGCGAGUUCGUGUAUUAUCAAAUUACGCAAUUGUCUGAACAAUAAUAUAGACUAGCCAUACCUUUCGCCGAACAUAACUUCGGCCCCUUUGCACGUAACUUUGUAAUAGUCUUGUUCCAACAUAGUCACUUCAAAAACACUACUUAGAGUGUCAUUUACGAGCCUGUAUUUUCAAAUCUGCACUUUUAUCACGGUAUCACAUCUAACAAGCCGAGACAUACGGAGCCCCUGACAUACUACGGAGCCCCUGACGGCUCAUGUUACAACAAAUUUUAUUGCCAGUUAAAUUGUGACCUAGGUUGACAAUUGACAGUUAAGUUGUCAUUUAAGUUGCUAUUUAAGUUGACAAUUGCAAGUUAAGUUGACAGUUAGCUUGACAGUUAAGUUGCCAGUUAAGUUGAUAAUUGCAAGUUAAGUUGACAGUUAACUUGCAAGUUAAGUUGCCAGUUAAGUUGACAAUUGCCAGUUAAGUUGACAGUUAGGUUGCCAGUUAAGUUGACAAUUGCCAGUUAAGUUGACAAUUGCCAGUUAAGUUGACAGUUAGGUUGACAGUUAAGUUGACAAUUGCCAGUUAAGUUGACAAUUGCCAGUUAAGUUGACAGUUAGGUUGACAGUUAAGUUGGCUGUUAAGUUGACGGUUAAAAUGUCAAUUGACACUUAAUAAGUGACACUUAAAUUGAUACUGUAGUCUUAGAAUCUAGUGCGACAGUUGUAAAAAUAGGUACGCGAUGCGUACAUGUAUCUGCGAAAAAACUUGAUUCACAUUUUGUAUUUUCUUGAAAGAAACUGAAUAAUGAAGAUGACAUGGGACAAUUGAAAUAUUUCAUCACUUAUUAUAAUAGCAGAUAUAAUAGCAGAUAAGAUUUAAAACAGGGCUGUGCACAGCGGGGAGUGCAUCAGGGCAAGUGCUAACCCCCCACCCCCACCCCCGCACCGAGAAAAUUUAACUAACUUUAUAAUGUGAUUAUGAUUGUAACAGAUAAUUAUGCAGUCAGGAAAUAAAAAUUUCAUGCAAACAAUAUUCAAAGUGGCUAUACAGCCGGCUAUUUGGCCUAUAUUCAAUCCAUACUCAUCAAAUUUUCAAAACUUUAUUGUAAUCAUAUGAAGCAAAAGUUAUGUCACUUGUUGUUUACACUUGCCAUGUUAACUGUUGAGUAACAUACACAAAAUAUUUGGUGAACAUCUCGAAGACCACUGAAUAAUUGAGAAUGUUUUGAAGGUCAUGAGUGAAGUAUAUAAUUAAAUUCCAGUUCUGUGCACAGUUAAUGAUAUACCACACUGUUCGGUUUAACACGUACCGCACAUUCACACAAAAACAAUUGUGUUGUGGGGAUUAUCGGCUUGAGUAGAAGGUAUCACAAGUUUAGUUUUGUAAAUUGUGUGCCACUGAUCAAAUCCACCAUAUAAUAUAUGAUUACUCAUUGUAGCUGUUAAGUUAUUUUCCAUACUAAUGAAUUUAGGUAAGAUUGUCUUGCAAGUUGGUUGUUCUGACAAAAUUAUCCAGCCAAUAUCCAGUACAUUUAUUCUUCAUUAUUGUAUUAAUCUCUAAAGAAAAAUAUUUAUGUUAGAAAGCAAAAUGACAAUGUAAUGAGGCUCGGGAGGGUGAGGAUUCUUUUAUUUGAAAAUGUUUGUAAAAAUUUUGUUUAAUUAACUCUAAUGUGUAAAACCAAAAUGUAUAAGUAUUUUAACUGAUAACAUCUUCAACCUUUGCUCCAACACUACAUUUGAUGGCAGCUUUAUAGUUGGACUGUUGUUUUGAACAGACUUACGGAGUCAAUAUACAGAAAUACAGGACCAGGAUUUAAUUCAAUAUCUCCUGAGAAUGUUUUCACUGUUUAAAAUAUUACAGAAUUCACAGAAGGAUUGUUUUUAAUACUGUAUAAAUCUUUUUGUGAACUAUGUUGACAAAUGGCUUAAAAAUAUCCUCGAAAAUAUCCAAUAUUUUAUACGGUGUAAUAUAUUAAUAAAAAUAUUCCAGAGUGCAUUCCAUGUAAACUCUAUGCCGAAGAUACGGCAAUAUUAACUAUAGAUAGUAUAGUAAAUAUUUGCCGAACUGGCGAACUCAUGUAUUAUAAAAUAUGUGGAACAUAUAUUUGCACAAAUUUGGUAUUUAAAUAUAUAAUAUGUGGUAUUUGACUACUUACCAGAUGAGGAUAAGAUUCCAUGUUGAUAAAUAACUUCUGGCGAAUGGCGAGAAAACAAGACAAGCCAAUUCAAGAUAAAUUGAUAAAAAUAUCAAGAUAUUUUUGAAAGAAUAUAAACACGAUUUAUACGCAAGCCCUGACAAGGCUAAAGUAUGCCCAUUCGCAGGUUAGAUCAGCGAGCACGACGUAAACAAUUGAUGUAACCUGAUCGCUGAUUGGCUUAAAUUCCUUAAAUUAUAUAAGCUCGUCAUUGAAUGGCUAUGUGUUAACAUACUGUACGGUAACAGUACGUUUGCGAUAGCAAUAUAUCUGCUUCACAGAUACAAAAAUGCUCUUGUGUGCUCUCUGGCUCGUUGUUAUCUGUUUACCUUUACCUCUGAAGGCUGUUUUACCGUCCUAUCUGCCAGCUUUAGAAAUCAACAAUGGUUUUCGCGAUGAUUUGAUCGAACAGUAUUUCAAACUGGGUUUUAGCAGAUAUGAAAUUUUGGCUUGUUUGUUGGUCUCCCAUGGCAUCAAGAUCAGUUUAAGUCAGUUAAAGAGAAUACUUACAAGAAGAGGUCUUUGGCGAAGGGGUAGACAAAGUCCUUUAGAGGAUGUUAUUAGUGGUAUAGAACAUGAGUUAAAAGGUAAUGGAAUCGGAAUUGGGUACAGGUCAAUGUGGCAAAGGUUACGUGAAGAUCAUGAACUCGUUGUCUCUCGGGAGACUGUUCGCUGUGCUCUUAAAGUAAUUGACCCCAGACGUGUGAAGGCACGGCAGAAACAUCGACUAGAGAGAAUAGAGUAUAGUGUACCGGGUCCAAAUUUCAUUUGGCACAUGGACGGAUACGAUAAACUUAAACCCUAUGGAGUUUGCAUACACGGUUGCAUCGAUGGCUACAGUAGGCACAUAAUGUGGCUGGAAGUUGCAGCUACGAAUAAAAACCCUCGCUUGAUCGUUAAAUAUUUCAUAGAUUGUAUCCGUCAAGUUGGAGGACUCCCUAGGGUUGUGCGUGCAGAUUGCGGGACAAAGAAUGUUCGUGUCGCUGCAGCACAACGAUUUUUGCGACGUGAUUGCGCUGACGGCUUAGCAGGACACAAGUCCUUUAUGUACGGGAAAUCGACUUCCAACCAACGCAUUAAGGCCUGGUGGGGUCAGUUACGAAAGAAUUGUGCGCAGUGGUGGAUGGAUCAUUUCAAAACACUGAAAACAAGUGGUCUCUUUUGUGAUGCCAAUAUCAUACACCAAGAGUGUUUGAAGUUUUGUUAUAUCCCCGUUAUCAGGCAAGAGCUAAAUCGUGCAGCAAGGUUAUGGAACACACAUCGUAUACGUCCGUGAAGAAACCAAGAAGUUCCCGCUGGUCGACCUGAGGUUUUGUUUGUGUUACCCGAAAUGGAAGACCACAGAGACUUGAAAGUCAAUGUGAAUCUAGAUGAACUUGAUAUGGCUGUGGAACUUUGUUGCAGUGAAGGGCCUGAACUUGACUGUUCAGUGGAAUUUCUCCAGCUGGCACAGAUUAUUAUGACGGAGCAAAUUAUUGAUAUGCCUGUUCCUCCAGAAGAUGCAAGAAACCUGUACUUGUUUUUGGUGAAUGUAAUUGAAAACAUACUGUAA